Molecule: messenger RNA, 2377 nt
Organism: Lathyrus oleraceus (garden pea)
Lineage: Eukaryota; Viridiplantae; Streptophyta; Magnoliopsida; Fabales; Fabaceae
Product: exocyst complex component EXO70A1
Exons: 13
Coding region: 140-2095 (651 amino acids)
Biological process (GO): exocytosis
Cellular component (GO): exocyst
Molecular function (GO): phosphatidylinositol-4,5-bisphosphate binding
Source: RefSeq, a predicted model, not a curated record
UUUUAACAUCACAAUACAGAGAGACACAGCCACGACCAAAUCGAAAACUCUACCAACAGUAACAUAACUUGUCUUGUUCUUUCCUUCAUCUUUGUUUUUUUUUUCUCUGUCUGAAACAAAUCCCAACACGAAGAAGAAGAUGGGAAUAGCAAUGGUUGGUACUGAUUUGCUGAGUGAAAAAGCAGCCAUCAUGAGAGAGUCUCUUCAAAAGAGCCAAACCAUUACAGACAACGUUGUCACCAUUCUCGGUUCCUUUGACCACCGUCUCUCUACCCUUGAAGCCGCCAUGCGUCCAACUCAGAUUAGGACACAUUCUAUUAGACAAGCUCACGAGAAUAUUGAUAAGACUUUGAAGGCUGCUGAGAUUAUAUUGUCCCACUUUGAUCAGUAUCGUCAGGCAGAGAGCAAAAUACUCAAAGGGCCACACGAAGACCUGGAAAACUAUCUUGAAGCAAUUGCUAAGUUGAGAAGCAACAUUCAGUUUUUUGGCAGUAAGAACAGUUUUAGGAAUAGUGAUGGUGUUGUCAGCCAUGCCAGUAGUUUGCUAACUAAAGCUAUUUCUAAGCUACAGGACGAGUUUAAUCAGCUAUUAUCAUCUUACAGCAAACCCGUGGAACCCGAACGCCUCUUUGAUUGCCUUCCAAACUCAAUGCGACCUUCGUCAGGAUCACCUGGUCACGAGGGUGAACACAAUGGCAAGUCCAAUCAUCAUUCUGAUUCUCAUAACAAUAACGCUGAUGCUGUUGUAUACACACCUCCCGUCCUUAUACCACCUAGAAUUUUGCCACUACUACAUGAUUUAGCCCAGCAAAUGAUUGAAGCUGGUCACCGAUCACAGUUACUCAAAAUAUACAGGGAAGCCCGUUCUAAUGUAUUGGAAGAAAGCCUCCAAAAACUUGGAGUUGAGAAACUCAACAAAGACGAUGUUCAAAAGCUACAGUGGGAGAUUUUGGAAGCCAAAAUCGGAAACUGGAUUCAUUUCAUGCGAAUAGCUGUGAAAUUGUUGUUUGCUGGUGAGAGGAAAGUUUGUGAUCAGAUAUUUGAAGGCUUUGAUUCACUCGCUGAACAAUGUUUUGCCGAGGUGACUACAAACAGUGUCUCUAUGCUACUUAGCUUUGGAGACGCAAUAGCCAAAAGCAAGAGAUCCCCAGAAAAAUUAUUUGUACUUUUGGACAUGUAUGAAAUAAUGCAAGAGCUACAUUCGGAGAUUGAUACACUUUUUAAAGGCAAAGCUUGCACUGAAAUAAGAGAUGCGGCAACGGCUUUGACAAAACGGCUUGCACAAACAGCGCAGGAGACCUUUGGAGAUUUUGAAGAAGCGGUUGAAAAAGAUGCUACAAAGACCGCAGUAACAGAUGGAACUGUUCAUCCUUUGACUAGCUAUGUUAUUAACUAUGUAAAGUUUUUGUUUGACUACCGGUCCACGUUGAAGCAACUUUUCCAAGAGUUUGAAGGUGGAAAUGAUUCUUCCCAGCUAGCAACUGUAACAAUGCGAAUAAUGCAGGCUUUGCAAAUCAAUCUAGAUGGCAAAUCAAAGCAGUAUAAAGACCCUGCAUUGACACAUCUUUUUCUCAUGAACAAUAUUCAUUAUAUUGUCAGAUCAGUUAGGAGGUCGGAAGCCAAGGAUUUGCUUGGAGAUGAUUGGGUACAAAGACAUAGGAGGAUUGUGCAGCAGCAUGCAAAUCAAUACAAAAGAAAUGCUUGGGCAAAGAUUCUUCAAUGCAUGUCUAUUCAGGGACUCGCCUCAUCAGGUGGUGGGAGUAAUACUGCAGGUGGUGAUAGCGGAACUGGAGGUAGUAGUGGUGCUUCAAGAGCACUUGUUAAAGACCGGUUUAAGACAUUCAAUAUUAUGUUUGAGGAACUUCAUCAGAAACAAUCACAAUGGACAGUUCCAGACAGCGAGUUGCGAGAGUCUCUCAGGCUUGCAGUUGCUGAAGUCUUGUUACCUGCGUAUCGAUCAUUCGUGAAACGUUUUGGGCCUCUAGUCGAGAGUGGAAAGACGCCUCAGAAGUACAUAAAAUACACUGCCGAAGAUCUAGAUCGAAUGUUAGGCGAGUUUUUUGAAGGGAAAAACAUGAGUGAAACUAAGAGAUGAUUUUGAACUGCUAAUGAGUGUUAAUUUAGCAGGUUGCAGGUUGCAGGUUGAAAAUCUCUUGAAUAUUUUUUUAUGGAAAUGAUUAGGAAAUGAAAAUGAGUUGUAUUAUUGUAUCUGUUGGACAUUGAUUUAAUAAGAGGGGUGAGUGUUUUUGCUUCCUUAGAUUAUUUGUAUAUAGUUUCUUUGAUUUCGUGCUUAAGGUGAGUCUCAAACAUUUGUUUGUAAUUAUUAUGUUUAGUCUUGAGGGUUAAUGCAAAUAUUACUGAAGAUUUUUAUUUUUUA